AUGACCCUCUUAGUUGACGAGGAAUUAGCAUUAUCAACAGACGAAAUAUCAAAGGAAACAGUUCCAGAACAAUUAAAAACAAAACGAAGAAGAUGCCGAAAGUCCAUCAUUGUGUCUAUUAUGUCAGCAGCAGUAUCCAUGGUGACGUUUCUUGCUUUUGUGGGAGUUCUCGUCUAUGUCCGAAAUGUUUUUAAGACAUCUCUGGAAGAUCACUGGAAAUUGCCACACAACACUCCAGCAUAUUCUCGGAACGAAUCGUUUCACGGGAAUUUUCCUGUGGCGUACAUGGUUCUAGACACGACUUCGUUAUCAGAUGGACACGAGUUUCUAAGAUGGAAAAAUUACAAAAACCAGACAUACACCAAGGGAGGACUAACGUACUCCAGUGGAUUCUUUAUAAUCCCCAAAAGUGGUUUUUACGACCUUCACUCGACACUGAGCAUUGAGACGCAUCUUAAGGCAGGCAUGGGCGAUGUCAUGAUUUACAGCUGCAUUGUGACGUCAUCAGGAAUUACCUUAGGCUGUAACCGAAUGAGGCAGAAGAAGGGAUGGGCAGGACAUAGCGAAAUCUUAGUGCUCUCCAGGUGGUUAGAGAAAGGGGAGAGAAUCGGCGUGACUCUGGCACCAAAGUCCACGAAAUCUCUGAUACACGGCAACCCGACAGAAAACACCUUUGUAAUUCGACAAAUUAGAUAGCAUACGUACAUAUUUUUAAAAUCUUUUUAACCUUUCUUAUUGCUUGUUAUAUGUUUUCCUGAAUUCUUCUUAACAGAAGAAAUUUAAAAACUAAUAAAAUGAAUUUAUUUAGACUAUGUUUUAAUCACGAAUACAUGCAUAUGUAUAUAUUAUAUGCCCAUACAGUACCCAUACAUGUACCGAGCUCCGCCCACAUGUCCUUCGUACACGUAUCAUUUAUUUUAG
Messenger RNA from Saccostrea echinata, 921 nucleotides. RefSeq lists its product as uncharacterized. The transcript is spliced from 3 exons. The record is from RefSeq and is a predicted model, not a curated record. Gene Ontology annotation, molecular function: tumor necrosis factor receptor binding. NCBI's taxonomy places the organism in Eukaryota, Metazoa, Mollusca, Bivalvia, Ostreida, Ostreidae. The coding region runs from base 1 to 696 and encodes 231 amino acids. Gene Ontology annotation, biological process: immune response. Gene Ontology annotation, cellular component: membrane.